AUGGUGGCUUUGCCGUCUCUCCUCAUCUCCGCCCUGGCUACUCUGGCAGCAGCUAGCCCCAUCGCUGAGCCUGACAGCCAGUCCCUGGAAACCAGACAGUUCGGCAUGACCGCUAAUGAUCUCGGCACCGGUGCAUGCAAAGAUGUAACACUGAUCUUCGCCCGAGGCUCUACGGAAAUGGGCAACAUGGGCACGGUCAUUGGACCCCCUCUCUGCUCGGCGUUGAAGAGUAAGCUCGGUGCCGACAAGGUCGCCUGCCAGGGCGUGGGCGGCAUGUAUACCGGAGGGUUGAUGCAGAACGCUCUUCCCCAGAACACUGACCCUGGUGCCAUCUCGACGGCGAAGUCGCUCUUCGAGCAAGCCAGCACUAAGUGUCCCAAUACCAAGAUCGUGGCUGGUGGAUACAGUCAAGGCAGUGCUGUCAUCGACAAUGCGGUCCAGCAGCUUUCCUUCGACGUCAAGGAUAAGGUUAAGGGUGUUGUUUUCUUCGGGUUCACCCGUAACCUCCAGGACAAGGGCCAAAUCCCCAACUACCCCAAGGACAAUGUCAAGGUCUUCUGUGCGAUGGGCGACCUUGUCUGCGAUGGCACGCUUAUUGUCACCGCUGCCCAUCUGACGUAUACCAUCAAUGCGCCGGACGCUGCGUCUUUCCUUGCCUCCAAGGUUCAGUUGGCUUAG
Messenger RNA from Aspergillus alliaceus, 678 nucleotides. Its product is annotated as cutinase family protein. Lineage: Eukaryota; Fungi; Ascomycota; Eurotiomycetes; Eurotiales; Aspergillaceae. The transcript is spliced from 3 exons. Gene Ontology annotation, cellular component: extracellular region. Gene Ontology annotation, molecular function: cutinase activity. The coding region runs from base 1 to 678 and encodes 225 amino acids. Gene Ontology annotation, biological process: carbohydrate catabolic process. The record is from RefSeq and is a predicted model, not a curated record.